AGUGUCGCACAACUCAAGUCAAGCUGAAGUGCCUCAGCGAGCGCUCCUGUCACAUGCUCGUCGUGAUGGCUGCCGUGUGGCGAGCUCGUAAAUUUGACCGCGGUGUCGUCCGCUUCUCUGAUCGUGAUCUGUAAAACAUUCGCUGAAAGCACGUCUUUAAACGCUACAUUAAAAGAGCUCGCAAAAUAAGCGGUUAUGGCUGAAAGCGACCAAAACACUGAUGGCACUGUUGAAGAAGGGGAGGAUGAAAAUACAGAGGAUUCUAAUCUGCAAAUGGAGCUCAGUGCCUUUCGGGCAAAGUGGAUGUCUGAGCUUCAGCCCAGCUCAGGUGGAAAGAAAAGUGUCCCCAAAACUGCUGACCUUAAGAGGAAACAGGAAAUCGCUAAAGAGGGGAAGGCCCGAGAGCUGUUCCUGAAGGCUGUCGAGGAAGAACAGAACGGAGCAGUUUAUGAAGCCAUCAAGUACUAUAAGAGUGCAAUGCAGCUGGUACCAGACAUUGAGUUUCGGAUCACCUACAGCAGAACUCCUGAUCCGGACCGCGGUGGCAGCUACUUGGAGGACAAUGAGAACGAUCGGGAGAUAGACGAUCUACUGACGUACUUCCAGCAGCAGCUGACGCUGUGCGACGGCACCAUGAAGCUGUGUGAGCCUGAGACAGACUCGACUCUGGUGCACAUCUCGGCUUUGCCCUUCGAGGUGCUCAUGUAUAUCUUCCGUUGGGUGGUGUCAUGUGACCUGGACCUUCGAGCCCUAGAGCAGCUUUCCCUGGUUUGCAAGGGUUUCUAUAUCUGUGCCAGGGACCCUGAGAUUUGGCGGUCUGCCUGUUUGAGGGUGUGGGGGCGGAGCUGCACCAAAAUGCUGCCAUUUUCAUCCUGGAGAGAGAUGUUUUUGGAAAGGCCACGUGUACGCUUUGAUGGUGUUUACAUCAGUAAAACCUCAUACAUCCGUCAGGGGGAAGAGUCUCUCGAUGGCUUCUACAGGGCUUGGCACCAGGUGGAGUACUACAGGUACCUGCGCUUCUUCCCUGAUGGUCAGGUGAUGAUGUUGACCACACCUGAGGACCCUUUGGUCACUGUCCCAAGGCUGCGCAGCAAGAACUCCAGGAUGGACUCCAUCAUGUUUGGCCAUUAUCGGCUGUCCCAGGAUAUGGACAAUGAAACCAAAGUUUAUGUUGUUGUCUCCAAGAGAAAAGAAGAGCAGAAGGUGGCAGAGUACCAGAGGAGCCGGUUCUGCAGGCGGAACCCAGCCCCCGAAGCGGAGCGCGCCUUUCAUGUAGGACUGCAGCUGUCCUCUGGGGGGCGUCAACGCUUCAACAAGCUGGUGUGGAUCCACCAUUCCUGCCACAUCACCUACAGAUCGACUGGAGAGACAGUUGUCACUGCGUUUGAUGUAGACAAAAUGUACACGCCUCUGUUUUUUGCACGAGUGAAGAGCUACACAGCCUUUUCAGAGCUUCCACUGUAGGACGACCCAAGCAAUGCAUGCAGUAACUCGACCCUUGACCCCUCAAGGUUUACACCUCACUGCCACCUCCAUCUGCUCGCCCUACUACUUCCAGCCCAGGCUCUUUCUUAUGAAUAUAGACGAAUGGUGUGACAUUCUUAGAUUCCUAGUCUUAACUGCAGCUCGAAGCAUUAUGUUUUGUUUUCAUGAUAGUGUAAGAUCUGUCUUGCUCUUAUUGUAAAGAUAAAGAUAUUCUCUCUCGCUCUCUCUCUCGCUAUAUAUAUAUAUAUAAAAGAUUGUAAGAGGUUUCAAAUGGACUGUGAUGAUGAUGAAUGUUCAGGUUGUUUUUGUGAAUUUCAGUGAGGGAAUAUGUCGGCUGAUAACUGGAACACCCAAAUAAAUGAGCUAUAUUGUG
Messenger RNA from Sinocyclocheilus anshuiensis, 1858 nucleotides. Its product is annotated as F-box only protein 9. Gene Ontology annotation, biological process: SCF-dependent proteasomal ubiquitin-dependent protein catabolic process. The record is from RefSeq and is a predicted model, not a curated record. Bases 196 to 1464 code for a protein of 422 amino acids. Gene Ontology annotation, cellular component: SCF ubiquitin ligase complex; cytoplasm. Gene Ontology annotation, molecular function: protein binding. The transcript has 13 exons. NCBI's taxonomy places the organism in Eukaryota, Metazoa, Chordata, Actinopteri, Cypriniformes, Cyprinidae.